ACACCUCUGCUUCGCUUACAACUCUCAGGACGCUCAGUAAAAAACAGUAUCAAAACAUCGAAACGCAUGCGUCAGUCUAUAUUUAGCCGCCCAUUGACCGUUGAAACCGGUUAAGUUUGUUUAGUAUUGUUUGUUGAAAUGAAUGCGUAGCGUGCAAAAUAAACAUAUUGCGGGUCGUUUGCACGUGUGUAUCACAUUUUGUGGCAUUUACGAGAAAGAUUUUGGUACAGAAUAUUGCGUAGCAUUAUUAAUUGUAUCAUUUAAAUUAAAACAAAGCAGGAACAAAAUGGUAGCAGGACGGCUUGCAUUAGUAACAGGGGCCGCUUCCGGUAUUGGUAAAGCAACAUGUCGUCUCUUGGCUCACAAGGGUGCGACUUUGGUGGCUGCGGAUCGAAAUCCCGAAGGAAUUGCACAUUUAAUUAAAGAACUGAACAUGACUGCCCACGGCGAUCAGAAGCACACCGGAGUAUCAAUUGAUGUAAGCGAUGAUGAAUCUGUCCGCAAUGCGUUGUUAAAAGUUCUGGAGCACCACAAUCAACCGCCAUCAAUUAUUAUUAACAACGCCGGCAUUACACGUGAUAAUUUCUUGCUAUCUUUAUCAGAGACUGAUUUUGAUGAUGUUCUUAGUGUAAAUCUGAAGGGUACAUUCCUAGUAACGCAAACAUUUUGUAACUCGAUAGUAAACCACGGCAUUAAAAUCGCAUCGGUUGUAAACUUAGCGAGUAUAAUAGGCAAGUACGGCAAUAUGGGACAAAGUAAUUAUGCGGCGAGUAAGGCCGGUGUGGAAGCCUUGACGAAAACUACAGCCAAAGAAUUGGGAAGGCUGGGAAUUCGGUGCAACGCUGUUCUACCAGGCUUCGUGGACACACCAAUGACACAAGCAGUGCCAGAUAAAGUUAAGAAUAAAUUCAUGCCGCUGAUUCCUAUGGGCCGAUUUGCUUCCCCAGAAGAAAUCGCCGAAGUUAUUGCAUUCCUUGCUUCAGAGAAAAGUUCCUAUGUUAAUGGCGCCUCUAUUGAUGUUACUGGCGGUUUCUAGGAUAACACAAGAAUUAUUCCUUGAUUUAUAUUAUAAAUAGUUUAAUAAAAUCUUCAGUUAUAUAAUA
Molecule: messenger RNA, 1103 nt
Organism: Dalotia coriaria
Lineage: Eukaryota; Metazoa; Arthropoda; Insecta; Coleoptera; Staphylinidae
Product: (3R)-3-hydroxyacyl-CoA dehydrogenase
Exons: 4
Coding region: 143-1036 (297 amino acids)
Molecular function (GO): oxidoreductase activity
Source: RefSeq, a predicted model, not a curated record